Molecule: messenger RNA, 1640 nt
Organism: Bufo bufo (common toad)
Lineage: Eukaryota; Metazoa; Chordata; Amphibia; Anura; Bufonidae
Gene: CCER2
Product: coiled-coil glutamate rich protein 2
Exons: 6
Coding region: 101-1135 (344 amino acids)
Cellular component (GO): secretory granule
Source: RefSeq, a predicted model, not a curated record
CCUGGGGCUCAGGCAAUCUGCAUCCUUCCUGUAUCUGCAUCAUUAGAGCUUGGGCUGAGGGAUUACCACCACCACCAUCUGCAGCAGCAGCACAUCCACAAUGGGUCUUGUGAAGUGUUUACUGCUUGCAGCUGUCUGCAUGCAAGUUUCCACCAGACCUCUGUCCAGCCAGCUGUCCCAAGAAGAAGAAAAGGUCACAAGAUGCAUCAUGGAGGUCCUGUCCGAAUCGUUGUCUUCAUCUGGGCCCAAAAGGGUCAGCAGUAGCUGCAUCCAAAUACUCAAAGAAGAUGAGCGCCUGAUCUCCAUGCUGCGGCACCAACACUUGCUCAGAGAACUUGAGGAUCUGACUGAUCAAGAAAAAUCUCAACUAGAUGCAGAAAGGGACAGUAUAGAAGAAGAAGAGAUUAAAAAGAGGACGAGUGAGACUCAUAUACCGCCUCCCAAAAGAGAUUUGAAGCCCAAAAGAGGAUCUGAGAAUGAAGAAUCAAAAGAGUUUGAGAAAAUAGAAAAUGUGCAGGUGAAGGAGAAAGAGAAGGAGCAUGGCACAUCAGCAGAAGAGAAGGUGAACAAGCUGCUGGAGGAAGAAGAGGAUAAAAGGAAUGCUCCUGCUAAGAGAGGGAGUGAUGCGUCAAAAAGAGACGGGAAAGAAGUACGAAGGGAAGACAAAAAACAGUUUAGCAAUGAGAGUGAUGAAGACAGCUCAGAGGAACGAGAGCAUGAGCAGGGCCACCAUGGGCCCCUCAAUGGUUGGUAUCACAGGAACCAUGAAGGGUGGGAAGAAAGAAAAAGAGGUUCACUGAGAAGGAUGGCAGAGGACCCCAGUCAGGAAGAAACAGCCCAGUUUGAGUCUGAAGAUAGAGGCAUGAAAUACUUUAAUGCCAAGACCCAUAUGCAUGGUUUUCAUGGGGAAGACAAGAGGCAUGUCCACCACCCAGAUAAUGCCUAUUAUAAUGAUGAGGAGAAUGAGAUGGAAAGGCACCAUUAUAAUGGAAAUUAUGAACACAGAGAAGAGGAAGAGGAGAGAGAGUUGGAGGAAGAACGUGAGGAACACAGAGCUAAGGAAAGGGACAUCCAAGAGGUAGAGGAAGAGCUGAGGAAGGCAGCAGAACAACUGGAGGAGCUUCACCGGGGCUAAGAGAAGAAGAACGCUUCCUGAAUCUUCUGUCUUCCAAACUAUAAUCUGCCGACGCUUUGCACGUGUUCUUGUACCCUGUAUAUACAAAAUUCUUCUGUAUGCUGUUUGCAGAAUGGGGCAGUGUUUUUGUAGUUAUAUUAUAAUGUUAAGCUUUGGCAAUACACUCAGACAGAUACUGGGUUUGAAGUCACAGAGAUUACGUACAGGGUAUGUCCACAUUUUCCAAAGUUGUUUCUUACCCUGAUAGUACCUGAUGAAUUUGAUUGGAUUUGGCUGAUUGUACUCUCAAUACUAAUAUUAAUAUUCUUCUUCUUUGCCUUACAAUGUUACUUUUAUAAAUCUUUUGCUCAUUAAUUAUAUUACAAAUAGUUGAAGAGAAGCAAUAUUAGUUGCAUUCAGAAGCAGAAGGUCCUUGUCAGUAAGGGAGAUAUCUACAAGACUACAUCUUCCAUUGUUCAUUGAUGUCUGUCCGGUGAUAAUUUUCAUGUUUUGCUCUGAGAACCGA